Molecule: messenger RNA, 5775 nt
Organism: Choloepus didactylus (southern two-toed sloth)
Lineage: Eukaryota; Metazoa; Chordata; Mammalia; Pilosa; Megalonychidae
Gene: ATE1
Product: arginyltransferase 1
Exons: 11
Coding region: 652-2058 (468 amino acids)
Biological process (GO): protein arginylation
Cellular component (GO): cytoplasm
Molecular function (GO): arginyl-tRNA--protein transferase activity
Source: RefSeq, a predicted model, not a curated record
UUAUUUUAUGGCUGAAAUAGCUUAAGGGAAAUUAUAGAUUUCCUGCAGAUGUUAUAUAUAUUUUUAGGUUCUCUUCUUCCUGUGUAGUCUGUGUCCUCCAAGUAGCUUUCUCCAGUUUGUUUGACAUCUAUCUUUGUAGUAGAGGUCCUCUUUAAGUGUCCUGUGAUUCCAACUUUCCAGUGGAACUUUGGAAAUUCUGUGUAUCUGGGUGGAUUGCUUACUGUGGGCUUUGGCUUGGGUGAUCUGACUGGGGAAUGCCUGAUACCAGUAUUUUUAGGUCUGAUCGAUUCCAGAGAAAAAGUAUAUUCCUCCCUGUUUGUUCUGGGGUCUGGGUUAGGGUCCCAGCAUUCAAUAUGAAGAUGUUCAUUUAAACUUCUUGUUUCCAGUACGGUACCAUUGCCUUCAGCUGUGCUUUGUCACCCAGUUAAGAGGCCUAUUUCUAAUUCUUUCCUAAAAGUUUGCAAUUUUCUGAUGGGUUGUAUAGGGACAGUCAUUUGGCUGUGUACAAUGGAGGAGAGGAUCUGACAACUGCUUCACAAACAGAUUUUCAAGUUAUCAUCCUAUUUUUAGAACCACCUUUACUCAUAUAUCCAGAGGUGCCGACCUUUACAGUUUCAGCCAUCAAAAUCCCACAAGAAAGUUUUGAAAAAAAUGUUGAAAUUUCUGGCUAAAGGGGAGAUUUCCAGAGGAAAUUGUGAGGAUGAGCCCAUGGAUUCCACAAUGGAAGAUGCUGUUGUGGGUGACUUUGCAUUAAUAAAUAAAUUGGAUAUACAGUGUGACCUUAAAACACUAAGUGAUGACCUCAAAAGGAGCUUAGAGAGUGAAGAGAAGAAGAUAGGAAAAAACUCAAAGAAAGAAGAUUCUAAGGAAUUAACUCAGUCACAAGCUAUAGAAGAGAAGCUGGGCUCUGGUGAACCAUCACAUUCGGUUAAAAUUCAUACAAUUCCUAAGCCAGGCAAAGGGGCUGAUUUGAGUAAGCCUCCAUGUCGAAAAGCAAAGGAAAUCCGGAAAGAAAGGAAAAGGUUAAAACUCAUGCAGCAAAACCCAGCUGGAGAGCUUGAGGGUUUCCAGGCUCAAGGCAAAGCACCAUCUUUGUUCCCACCAAAGGCUAAAUCCAAUCAGCCUAAAUCGCUUGAAGAUUUAAUUUUUGAAUCUUUACCAGAGGAUGCAUCACACAAGUUAGAGGUGAGGGUGGUGAGAUCAUCUCCACCAAGUUCUCAGUUCAAAGCUACAUUUCAGGAGUCUUACCAGAUCUAUAAACGCUACCAGAUGGUUAUUCACAAGGACCCACCUGAUAAACCAACAGUGAGCCAGGUGAGGUUAGUACCUGUCUCUUUUGAGGACCCAGAGUUCAAGUCGUCCUUCAGCCAGUCAUUUUCUUUAUAUGUCAAGUAUCAAAUGGCCAUACACCAGGAUCCACCUGAUGAAUGUGGGAAGACUGAGUUCACAAGAUUCCUUUGCAGCUCACCUUUGGAGGUUGAGACUCUGCCUAAUGGGCCAGAUUGUGGUUACGGCUCCUUUCACCAGCAGUACUGGCUCGAUGGAAAGAUCAUUGCUGUGGGGGUGAUUGAUAUCCUUCCGUACUGCGUGUCGUCCGUGUAUCUGUAUUACGAUCCUGAUUAUUCACAUCUGUCUUUGGGUGUCUACUCUGCACUACGAGAAAUUGCUUUUACUAGGCAACUUCAUGAGAAAACAUCUCAACUCAGCUACUAUUAUAUGGGUUUCUACAUUCAUUCAUGUCCCAAAAUGAAAUAUAAGGGUCAGUAUAGACCUUCUGAUUUGUUGUGUCCUGAGACGUAUGUUUGGGUACCCAUUGAGCAGUGUCUGCCUUCACUUGAAAACUCCAAGUACUGCCGCUUCAACCAGGACCCAGAAGCAGUGGAUGAAGGCCGCAGUAAGGAGCCUGACCGACUGCAGGUCUUUCACAAGAAAGCCAUUCUGCCUUACGGUGUUUACAAGAAGCAGCAGAAGGAGCGCAGCGAGGAGGCGGCGGUGCUGCAGUACGCGAGCCUGGUGGGGCAGGCGUGCGCCGAGAGGAUGCUGCUGUUCCGGAGCUGAGGGCCGACCCCGUCCGGAGGCUCCCGGUGGCGCCUGGGGUCGGGCCUCCUGCACGUUCGCGGUCCCCGGGCAUCCAAAAAUCAGACUUUGUAAUUUUGACAGUUAUACUGCUCUUCUAAAAUAUUUUGUGGCAGUGUGUUUGUGAGAUGCUAUCAUUAAUAUAAAGAUUUUUAAGAUGUGUUAUGACCUAGCCUUAUGAUUGGGGUUUAUGAUUUGGGGGGUUUGUUUUUGAAUAAGAUAUGCUAAACUUACCUUAUUGUUAAUAUUUUAGAAAGUAAAAUUCGGUGAAUUUAAAUCACAAUUGUGGUUUUUUUUCUGUUAGAGAAAUUAGAAUGCCCUGUUUCCUCAGACCCAUUUAAAGCAUUAGUUUAUGUUAGAAAAACUUAAGAAUAGAAAGGAAGGUUGAAAGUCUGUUUCUUCACUUAGAAUGUCUAGUGAAGAGAACAAAACUGUUUUAUUACUCAGUGUUCAACAUUAAAUUACUGCCUAAUAUUAUGUUAUGUAGUUUAAUAGAGAACUUGAAGAAAGCAAAUACAAACAUUAAGGGAAAAAAAGUAUUUUGUGUUAUCAGAUGUCUGUCUCCCCAGAACAAUCCCAGUUUAAUGUUGCCUUGGUAUGAUUUUUUCCCUGGAAUAAUUGUUAACAGUGCUCCCUUUUACUCUCAUGAGUAUCACAGUUUGGACAGUAAAAUAUAUGGCUUUCCUAGUUAUGCAUUACAUUAUUUGCUAUAUUUCUAAAAAUCUAAAAAGUUGAUUUUUUAAAAAAAAUAUUACCUCCUGCCUUGAUCUGUACUCCAUCAAUAGUAAAUAUGAGCUAAUUUUUCAUUCCUUAGAACUCAGGAGACCUGUCUUUGGUUAUUUAUCAAAAUUACGCAAUAUCUGACUGUUUUCAUAGCCAUGCCAAGAAUCCCAUGUAAUAAAGAGGAAUCUUUUUGAGCUCUGAGUUCUAGGGAAAGAGGUGAAACAAUCCAUUUCUUGCCCUUUGAUUUGGGAGUCAGAGAGGAGAUGCUGCUCUUAGUAAUUGGGAGCAGACACCAGCCCCUUCUCUCCCUCUCCCUUUCUGUUGUUUGUUCCUCUGCCCAUUCAGCAAGUGUCCCUGGUCCACCUUUGUCAAGGUGGCAGGCACUGUGCCGGGCCCUCAGGAGACCACACUCCAGGAAAAGCAGACGUAUCACUAACAGUUAGAGAGGUGCGUGCAGAAAUUGAGUUGUGUUGUAGACUGUGGCGAACAGAGGAGCAUUAUUUUCUUGUGCUCUUUUUUUCAGCUGAUUGCCAGCUUCUGCUGCCAGCUUCUUGGCCACUGAGCCCUUUUCAGUCUCCAUUUUGUCCCUUUUUCUAUUGAUCUUUUUAAAAGCCUUAUUAUGAAAUUUAGCAGUUUCAUUUCCACCACUGCAAUCAGUUAAAUAUGUGAUUUUAAGCUUUUCUCCAAAAUGCUCUGAAUUUAGAUCCAACAUUAGAAAAUAAUCCUCAGCUUGCUAGAAUGUAGGGAUCAUAAUAUGAUGGUUUUUAAAAAUCAAAUGUCUAGACACAUUCAACAUCCAAAUAAACUAGUAUUUAUUCACUCAGAGAGAGUGUGUGUGUAACAACUGCCCUGUGCUAGCUGGAGAUGGAGUCAGUAAGUAAGAACACUCAAUUUGAUCAUAUGGACUUACAUUCUUCUGGAAAUUUGUCCUCCAAAAUAGUCUUCCAAGAGCAUUUGAGAAAUUGCCCUCAGACUCUAGAGAACAUUCUCUCUUUUUUAAAAAAAAUUCCCUCUAAAAUGAAGAUAGCUUAAUCUUUUUAUGAUUAUAAAAAUGAUACUGUACAUGUACACCUAGAACCAUACACAACACGUACACAUUAUGCCUGUUUACAGACAUGUACAGCCAACACACUACUGUUUCAUAUACACACAAAACCUCUACACAGUCUCUCUCACCCUUUUAAGUAAAGAGUUAUCUCACCCACCACACUGUCGUGAACCUGCACACAAUCUCCCAGCUCUAGAGUAUACACAGACCAGUGUAUGCUACAGAGACACAAAGAAAUAUCUCCAGUCUACCAUAGAUGAGUACACAGGAAAUCUCUGCCAAGUCCCAAAUCAUACACUGAUGAACUCUCACAACUCCAAAUACUCCUACAUCAUCAUAUCACAUGCUUCCAUUACAUGGAGAUACAAUUAUCCCACAUCAUUGUAUAAACACACAACCCAAACUUCCAUCAGAUACACAAAUACCCGACUCCCAAAAUGCAUGCUAACGAUUUCCUGCCACAGAAUCCAAAUACACACUCCUAGAAAAUGUGCACAAAAACUUCCAUGCACCCUGAAUACACACAUCAGUGAAAUUCAAACUCAAUUUGCACCUGCCUCAAAUAUACUCCAUUACACAACACACUAAAUGUAUGCAAAUAUAUCCACCGAUAUAUAUCCAUCCCCACAUCAGUUACCUGUACGCAUAUAAAGUCACACACGCCCCAUGCCACAGAACCCUUCAAUCUGAACAUAUAGGAAAAAGAAGAAAUACUAUAAACAAUCCAAACAACAAUAAAUUAAAAAUAAUCUGAAAUACUAUCACACCCAGAGAGUGAGAGAGAGAGAAUUGCUGUCUCUAAACACAAAUAAUUUUUAAAUAAAGCCCUACGUUCUCUUUGGUUUCUUCAGCAUUCAAGUUACGGACAUAUCUGAAAGAAACUUAACAAGAAGCUUUCAGAAAGUGCAUUGUGUGACCUCAGUACUAUUAAAAUAAGCAGGGUAGGGCCAAUGCUUGAUGCACUUGGCAACUUGGAUGUCCAAGAAAUGGAUGCCAUCAUCUGUAUCACAUCUUACUUUUAUCUUAGAGGUUAGCAUAUGGAAUGGAAUUCAUCGAGAUUGCAACUGAGUAUCAAAGGAAGAGAAAACUUCAGUCUUACGUCUUAGCACAACUCCGUUUGGGGUUCUUUCAGAGGAAAAUGAUUAACCAGGGGGUUAACCCUUGAAGGUGGCGGUACAUCUCCAGGGAAGCUCCAGAGUCAGUUUUGUCCAUGAAGAGUCUUUUACUCAAUUGCUGUAUUCAUGCAUUGUUUUUUUUUUCAGAAUAGAUAAUGUAUUGAUCCAGUGAACAGGGUGUCUUCAAAGGAAGACUGAUUGAAUAUUGAUACUGGGCUGGAGAAGGACAGUCAAGGAAAAUGACUGAACUCUGUCAGUUGAUAAUCUAGCUGAGAGAUUUGAUUUUAUGUAAAUGGCUUUCAUCUAAAGAAAACACAAAACUUUUCAAAAACGAGGUAUGAUAUUUCAAGGCAGGAAACAUUGUAUCUGCAAACUUAAUGUUGUGGUCCAUCCCCUACUGAUUUCAAAUAAAUUCACACCUACCCCCGUGUCUUGGGAGGAAGGAUAUAAUAGAGAUUCCCCAUGCUAAUCAUCAUCAUUUAAAUUAUUUCAGUUCUAUGAGAUCUUCAUUAUCUUACUUUAAAAAUGUAAUCUGAGCACUUUUUUUUUACAUUCUAAAACACAGAGGCUGUUCACAGAUGAAUAUGUUAUUCACUUGAUUAUAAUUGCUUAGAUAAGAAAUUUUUACUUUUGAUGUUUGCUUUCAAAAUGGCCUAUCCUAUUUUUAUCUAUUUUGCAAAGAUCAGUUGUGUGGCUUCUUAACAUAUCAGAAUCUAUUGCGUAAAUGAACUGUUGCGAAUUUCUGAACAUAGAUGGUUUGAUUUUGUAUGCACUGUAUUACUUCAAUAUGAAUAAAGAUGGGAAAGAAUAUGA